Molecule: messenger RNA, 1233 nt
Organism: Arabidopsis lyrata subsp. lyrata
Lineage: Eukaryota; Viridiplantae; Streptophyta; Magnoliopsida; Brassicales; Brassicaceae
Exons: 2
Coding region: 496-927 (143 amino acids)
Source: RefSeq, a predicted model, not a curated record
GCCAUUAAAAGGAAUUUAGUUCUCUCUCUAGGACUGUAUUGAUAAAUGACGAAAAUAACCCUAUGUCUGACAGAAAUCAGGUUUAGUAAAAGAAAUCUUUGUUUAUGUUAAAAAAUUUACGCAUUUAAUGCUUCCGACAUAACUGACGGAAAGAUUUGUCAAUAUUGCGUCGGCGUUAUGGGGAAAAGAAAGAUCUUGAGGAAAUAACAUGAUUACGCAGAUAUUUCUUGGGUUGUGGGUGUAUAACUGGAUUGCGUUCACCUAUUAAUUACCUGAGUAGAGGCGUUGGCAAUGAAACACAAAAACAACACCAUAAAUGCUCUGAGACACAGUUAAUGAAAUGAAGAACGGAAGCAAUUUUCUGGGUUGUAUUGAAGAUCUGCAAUUAAUACGCAAAGGUACCGAAUGGCUUUGAUAGUGCGUCUGGUUCGAGGGGAAUGAAAGAAGAACGACGAUGGAUGUUUCGAACAUGUGUCGGCUUUGGAAGGUUUUACGAUGGCAGUACGGCUAAGAGAAAUGGAUGGGUACGAAAAGGUCGUUAGCACGGUAAAGGAGAGAUUAGCACUGGCCGAGAAUGACGAUGUAGAGCUCAAUUACCAGUGGCCUCAGUGGAUGAUGGGUUUGGAGUGGAAAAGAGCUAAUCCAAUACACAUCCUAGAUGAUGAAGAUAUGACCCUGUUUAUGGCGAUACGAGCGGACCUGGAAGAGGUGCACCUACGAGUUAAGGUGAUAAGAGGAGGGAGGGAGAAGAACGUUAAUUCUUUCAAGAGCCACUUGGAUCUGGGAGGAUUGACAUCUGAGAAGAUAUCCGAUAAGUACUGGAGUAACGCUGAAACUCGUUCUGUGUGGGAUAGCGCACUAACUAGACUAUUAACGCGUAAUGCGGACGUGGGCAAAGAAAUAGGAAUACAACCUGAAGGGAACUAAUCACUUAGCUAAGAAUGGUUAGUAAAAUUAGGGUAAAAUAAGAUUAAAUGUGUGAAACUUAAAUUAUAUGAAAAAAUAUAACAGAAUAAGGCGGAGGUUAAUUUAAAUGAUAGCGCGGUAAGUUAUAUUUUAUUUGCCUAUACGGAGGGAUUUAAAAAGGAUAAACUAAAAUUCCCUAAUUCAGGGUAACUUUAAAGUUAAUAUGUAAUAAAUAAAAUGUAGACAAUACAUAUAUUCGGUUUGAGAUAGAAAUAACUUUUGCAAGGGACCGUUGUUGAAAAAUUACAUGUAGGUAACUAAUUAAUU